Molecule: messenger RNA, 753 nt
Organism: Spea bombifrons (plains spadefoot toad)
Lineage: Eukaryota; Metazoa; Chordata; Amphibia; Anura; Pelobatidae
Product: pulmonary surfactant-associated protein D-like
Exons: 4
Coding region: 1-753 (250 amino acids)
Source: RefSeq, a predicted model, not a curated record
AUGAAGGAUUUUCAUAUUACGCACAUCUGUGCCACCAUAUUGAGUGUGGCGCUUGUGGCACAGAGUCUCCUGUUCUUCAAGGACAAAGACAAGGAUUGUUCAUUGCUCUCAUGUGGCAAAGAUGGGAAGCCGGGGCAAGAUGGAGACGAUGGACCCAUGGGUGAGAAGGGUGAAAAGGGUGACCAAGGACUCAUUGGUGAGAGGGGACCUGAAGGACCACCUGGAAAUCCUGGAAAGAAAGGAGAACUGGGUGAACCAGGGGCAAAGGGAGAGAAAGGUGGAUCUCCAGCUUCAGAAUCUCUCAUAAGUCGAGUAAAUGCGCUGGAGCUACAACUUGAACAUUUGCAAUCAGCCGUAGCGGUACAGUUGAAAGCCCUGACCUUCUCUAGAGGGACAUUUAGCGGGAGGAAGAUCUAUAUGACCAACGGCGUGUUCAUGAAUUAUAAAGAAGGAGUCCAGACUUGUACGAAGGCAGGAGGCCAGUUGGCUUCCCCGCAGAACCAAGCAGAGAACGACGCGGUGUUAGCACUCUCUUUGGAGAACAAGAAAUCGCCUUUCCUCGGAAUCAAUGACUUUCAUGUUGAAGGAACCUUCAGGUACCCAAACGGAGAGGUCAUUUCCUACACAAACUGGAGUCCAUCCGAACCCAACGACCAACAAGGAAACGAAGACUGUGUGGAAAUGUACGACGACGGAAAGUGGAACGAUAAGAAUUGUCAUGAGAAACAACUUAUUAUAUGUGAAUUCUUUUAG